UCUUGAGAAACCAUGCCACUAUUGGACUGAAAUCUUCACUCAGCCACCUUCCCGCAUUCGCUCUGCUUUCCCGCCUUCCGCCAGAUCUGUGCGCGUGCGCCGCCGUCUUCUCCUGCCUCCUGCGCCACACCAAGCCCGCAUUCUGCCACUUGUCGCACAUUCGCUGGUGAAAUCUACGAGUUCACUACCUUGUCUAAAACACCUUCAUCCGAGCACAUACUCACUCACUGCUACUAUGCUUCCGUAUGGGUCCCUCUCGGAGGCAGAGAUCGCCAUGGGCCGUAACCUCACUGUGGCAGAGACUUUGUGGUUCAACUACUCAGCGACCAAGUCGGACUACUUUCUGUACUGCCACAACAUCCUGUUUCUGUUCCUAAUCUUCAGCCUAGCCCCACUCCCUUAUGUCUUCAUUGAGAUCAUGCACCUCUAUCCUUUCGACUCCUACAAGAUCCAGCCCAAGGUCCGACUCUCCCUCCAAGAAAUGCUUAAUUGCUACAAGGACGUCAUGCGCAUGUUCUUGCUUGUUGUCGGUCCCCUCCAACUCGUUUCCUAUCCUUCCAUUCAGAUGAUUGGGAUCAGGAUGGGGCUUCCAUUGCCAUCAGUGUGGGAGGUGGUGGCACAGCUCGUGGUGUAUUUCUUGAUAGAGGACUACACAAACUACUGGCUUCAUAGGUUCCUGCAUAUGAACAGGUGGGGGUAUGAGAACAUUCACAAGGUGCACCAUGAGUAUGAGGCUCCAAUUGGUUUUGCCGCGCCGUAUGCGCAUUGGGCAGAGAUCCUUCUCCUUGGGAUUCCGUCGUUCCUUGGUCCAGCAAUUGUCCCUGGUCACGUGAUCACCUUCUGGUUGUGGAUAGCAUUGCGCCAGAUUGAAGCCAUUGACACACACAAAGGGUAUGAGUUUCCGUGGGCUAUCACAAAACUCAUUCCAUUUUAUGGUGGCGCUGAUCAUCAUGAUUACCAUCAUUAUGUUGGAGGACAAAGCCAUAGCAAUUUCGCUUCAGUUUUCACAUACUGUGAUUAUGUCUAUGGCACUGACAAGGGAUAUCGUUAUCAGAAGAAAAUACUAAAGAAGUUGAAGGAAGACUUGGCUAAUGUCGUCGAGCAGAACGGAGGAUCAUACAAGAAAUCUGACUAAAACGGUGAAAACAUCAUCCUAUGGGUUCGGAGUGUAACAAGUUUUGACUGUUUCAAACUACGAUUUCACUUGGACAUAUAAUUCCGGUGGUGGUAAAAUAGAUGUCAUUCGGUUAGGUUAAUGGUGCAGGUUAGUAGAGUGGCCCUUUAUAUAUUGUAAUUUUGUGUUAGAAGAGAGGGUUGGGGGAAGGAAUUUCUACUGUUAGUCAUCUUUUUUUUUUGUUUGUUAUGUAAGAAUGCUCAUUCCCCCUAUGGGCUCGGAUUGGAAAAUGCCGAAACAUGAAAAAGAGCCUCCUCUGGAAUGUGAUUCAGAUUACAGGAAUUGUAAGCUCAGUUUUGUGGACUUUGUUGAUUGUAUAUGUUGUCAUGUUGAAUAGGGGUGGGUUUUGUUAUUCCAUCAGGAAUUGAUGUGAAAAACUUAUGACAUUAAUUAGUACAAGAGGGUUUAUCCUUGCCCAUUUGCCCAUCAUAAAUGGAAAGAUGGGACAAUUUCAGAGUAUUACUCC
This is a messenger RNA of Arachis stenosperma, 1640 nucleotides long. RefSeq names its product methylsterol monooxygenase 1-1-like. Gene Ontology annotation, biological process: sterol biosynthetic process. Gene Ontology annotation, molecular function: iron ion binding; C-4 methylsterol oxidase activity. Lineage: Eukaryota; Viridiplantae; Streptophyta; Magnoliopsida; Fabales; Fabaceae. The coding region runs from base 236 to 1135 and encodes 299 amino acids. The transcript has 6 exons. The record is from RefSeq and is a predicted model, not a curated record.